Molecule: messenger RNA, 5380 nt
Organism: Nymphalis io (European peacock)
Lineage: Eukaryota; Metazoa; Arthropoda; Insecta; Lepidoptera; Nymphalidae
Exons: 8
Coding region: 326-4426 (1366 amino acids)
Biological process (GO): cell surface receptor protein tyrosine kinase signaling pathway; positive regulation of kinase activity; protein phosphorylation
Cellular component (GO): signaling receptor complex
Molecular function (GO): transmembrane receptor protein tyrosine kinase activity; ATP binding
Source: RefSeq, a predicted model, not a curated record
CGAGACGCUGUCGUGUGUAUGCGCGUUCCGAAUUUGAAUUAAAAAUCGAUCGAAAAACAUUCCGUUCUAAUCUCGUGCCCAAAAUAUUUUUAAUCGAUAUAUUAUCGUCAAAUAUUUGUGCAUGUGCUUAUCGAAGCAUGUGAUAGUAUAUAUGUAUAUGCGAGUGAGUGUUUUCUAAACAAUGUUGAUGUCUACCACGUAUGUCAUUGAUGGAAACGCGUAGCAAGUUGCAAUCGGCGAAAAUGUGACUGUUAGGUCGGAUCAUACGUGUUAUCGACUAGUGAUUGAAAAAUGGCCCUUACGGACGUCAACAUAAUAGUUACCGAUGAUUAGCAAAAUGCGGGAGUUUAUAAGAAUCACCUUAGUGUGUGUGUGCGCUUUUCUUUUGACCGUGCAUGAUGGGAGAUGUGAGGAUAUCAGUGGAUCUUCUGAAGUGACGUUGGAGUCAGAAGCAGCAGGAGCCAAAACUGAUGACCAGAGUGAGAGGAAAGAAGGCAAAAGUUUUAUACCAGGUAGCGUCCGGCGAACUACGACACAGAGCAGCGUGAACACGACCCGGGACUCGCAGCUACUGACUCUUCUCGCAGCAAGGAGGAGACAGUUGCUAACAGGGAGGCUGACCAGUCACAUCAACACCAUUGCGACCUUAGCUCACAAGCCUCACAAGGGUAAUACUACGUUCGCUCAAUUGGAAAUCAAAGAUUCGAACAGCUCCGUUGUAAAGAAGAUUAUAUUCGACAAUUCUAGCAAUGAGGCUAUAGCACCUACAUUGAGACUUGUCUCCCGUGAAGGCAAUAGAGAAACACGACAGGAAGUAAAACCGCAUGAAAUAAGGCACUUAUUUAUACCUCGAGUAUUAUAUCAAGAAAAUAAGAGUAGAGCGGGGUUUUUAAAUAAUAGAAGAAAAGAAUUAAUUAAUAAAACUCUUGUAGUAGAAACCACUACGGAGAGCAGUAUUGUGUAUGUCCCUCCAGAAAAAUUGGAAGGCCUCGACAAAGAAGUUGAAUUAGAUCCAGAAGAAGAGUUUCAGGUUGACGAGUCUAAUCAUGGCCUUUAUUUGCUUAAUUAUUCGGAUACAGACAAUAUUACACAAAGUCAUCCAGAUUUAAAUAAAGUUGCAUCUAGUAAUGAAAUUAAAGAUAAUUUUAAAUUUAAUUAUGAUACGACUACAAUUUCAUCAAUUCAAGAGAAUGAAAAAAUGACAACAUUAUCAGAUAGACAGGAGAAAGAAGAAAUAGCAGAAGUAAAUACAAUAGCAAACAGUACUAAUAUUCAUAAAACAAGAUCCGAAAAUGUAGACAGUGACAAAGACAAAGGAAAUCAUACUUUAUUUAUGUCAGAAGAGAUUUACAAUCAUUUUCGACCUCUUGAAACAGAAUUACCUGAUGAAGAAAUGGCCCCAUUUAUAUAUUUUGGUCAGAAGCUUGGAGGUCCAGGUUUCAAUGAUAAUUUAACAAAUUCUCCCUUUUUGUCAGCAUCAACAAAAUCAGUUAAUUUCAUAGCAACACCUACAGAAAAGCGAAAGUUUAACUCAAGAUAUUCUGCUACCGAAAAAUAUAGAAACAAUAGCGCUGGCGAAGAAGAAAUUAACGAGGAUAUGGAUGUUUCCGUUGUAAAAAAUAUCAUAGAAAAAAAUAAAAUAAGAAACACGGUAAAAGGGCCCGCACCAGCGCGACACGUAGGAUUAGUUAAUGCUUAUAGAAAAUAUUCAAGUACAACACAGUCGACUCCAAAGCCACAGUCGAUUGCUUUACUGAACGUAACCGAUUCGAUUAUACAAAAUGUUACGCCGGAAAAUUUAUAUAUAAGCAAAGAAAUUUCACGCUUAAAUAGCACUAUACUUUCAAAAGACUCUAUUCUUAAUAGCAAUUUCACAAAAGACAUUUUAAUAAAUAAAACAAAUCUCACAUCGUCGUCCCCAAGAAACUUUACACGAACGUAUUUUAAUUUACGUAGACGUCCAUCUAGGUUAACUACUUUAUCUAAUACUGAAAAUGUCUUACCUGAAACGACAAAUACGACAACAACCGAAAAAGCUUCAACUUCCGUUUACACUGCUGUUGUCACAUCUGUGUCAAUAACUUCUUCUAUAAAAAGUCAUAAUAAAACAGAUUCUUUGGCUAAAGACUCUGAUAAUAAUACUGUAACUGAAAGUAUCGAAGAAUUAAAAAAUGGUACAAUUCCAAAGACAAUUUUAUUAAAUGAAACAGAAACAACUCUUUUUUCAUCCUCAACGCUGAGGCCAAAUAGACAUAGAAUUAGAAUAAGAACAACAACUACUGAGGGCCCUUUGAAUUCCAAUCUUAGUUCAACGCCCAUGACUUACACUCAAAAACUGUCAGAACCUGCUGUGGUUAGUGACCGAUACAUGAGUGACUUUAGACAAGAAACGACUACUUCGAAAAUAUCCGACAGACUUGCGACUUUAUUUGGACUCAACGAUCAUGAAAAUACGACAAGUGGGAUAACAGCGAGACCAAAAAAUAAAUUGCGACGACGCAGACCAACAACAACGACUAGUACAACCACUACUACAUCUAAUUCUUCUUAUGCUUCCUUGACUACAACAUCUAAUGAAGCAGAACCUACCCGACCAGCAGUUUUCCUUGCAACUACAAUACCCACAACCCAAACCAUUGACACUACUGAAUAUACGUUCAAACCACUUGUCAUUACAUCGCGAACUUCAUCAGAAUCAAGCUCCAAACCUAUUGUAUUAACUUUACAAACGUCUAAUGAAUCAAAUGGAACAGCAGCUAACAACAACACUACUGUUGAGAGGGAUUCACAAAAUGAAGAUGUUGUAAUAGAAGCUGAAAAAACUUAUACUGCAUCGUAUGUUUUAGCUGGUCUUGGGUUUCUUCCGGUCAUAGCUGUUGUAGGAUUUGUUUUAAGAAAUAUUCUCAAUAAGAAAACCAAAGAAAUUGAUACCGAAUAUGAAGGCUAUUUUGACGACGGUGGUGAUAUAAAGAAGGAAUCACCGAUAACUCCAGUUGCACGGCCCCCCAUACCUACACCAACUAAACCUGAUCAAAAAUGGGAAUUUCCAAGAAACAAACUACGAUUACAGACCUUACUAGGACAAGGGAACUUUGGGCAGGUAUGGAAAGCUGAAGCAGACGAUUUAAACGGUCACGAUGGGUUAACACGGCUAGUCGCAGUGAAAACUAUAAAGGAAUCCGCUUCACAAAAAGAGAAGCAGGAACUUUUACACGAAAUCUACAUCAUGCAGAAGAUUGGAACACAUCCGAAUGUGGUUACGCUUCUAGCCUGUUGUACUGAGCAAGAGCCAUAUCUACUUAUAAUGGAGUAUGUAAUGUGCGGUAAGCUGCUAACAUACCUACGCGAGCGACGUUCCCGGCCUGACCGUUUUAGCGGUAGUGGAGCCCUCACUUCGCGCGAUCUCACCGUUUUCGCUUACUGCGUUGCGAGAGGCAUGGACUAUAUCGCUUCCAAAGGGAUCGUCCACCGCGAUCUGGCAGCCCGAAACGUGUUAGUGGAUCACAACAAGUUAUGCAAAAUUGCGGAUUUUGGCAUGUCGCGGAGUGCGGGAGCGUCCGCGCGCGGCGGGCGCGGCGCGCUGCCCGUGCGCUGGAUGGCGCCCGAGGCGCUGCUCUACAACGUGCACAGCCACCACACCGACGUGUGGGCUUUUGGUAUUCUAUUAUGGGAGAUCGUCACGCUCGGUUCGACGCCGUACGCGGCCAUGUCGGGGCGUGAGGUGCUGGCAGCGGUGGCGGAGGGCUACCGGUUAGAGCGUCCACCGCACUGCAAACCUCAACUGUAUCGCGCGAUGCACGCAUGCUGGCACGCUGACCCUUCACAGCGACCUAGCUUUGCGACACUUAAGGCGCAGCUGGCGGAGCUGCUGGAUAAUGAGCCCGCAGAGGGCAACUACGUCGAUCUGGACUCGUUCUACCAAGAGUCUUCAGUCUACAGCGACCCGUCGGCCAUUAUAAAUGACGACGAUGGGCUGUCAGCCGAGUACGACAGAGAAAGGCGGUGUUUUAGAGAAUUACAGACGGGACCACCGACAUUCGAAAAUAGAGCCUUUAAUUUACGAGAUGAAGAACUCCGAAACAAAUUCAGCAUCGGGACACCGCGGAUGGGAGGAUUUGGAAUACGGGAUAUAACCUUCAAUGAAAGGAACUUCUCCGACGGAGAGUUCAAUGACCGAAACUUUCAAGACAAGAACUUCCCGGAUCGAAGUUUUACCGAUAAAAACUUUAACGAUACGAACUUUACAGAGCGUAAAGAUGGCAAACUAUCGACGUCUAGUUUCCACAGAGAGAGGGAGAGAGAGAAUCCAUUGGUCAGUAGGAACAGCUUUAACGGGUUCCCGCGAAUUGGGACAAGGGAAAACCAUUUUCAAAUGACGCCAGAAGGUCGUAACAAGCGAGUGUCAGAAUUUGAAUGCGAUAUUUAAUUAGUGACAUAAAAUAAAUGGAUUCAUAGAUUCGUGAAUUUAAUUAGGUCGCCGUAAAAUAUCUUUGUAGAUAAAUUCUUCAUGGGAUACAUGACUACUUUCUGAAUUUGACCUUUUGCGACACAAAGCAAACGAAAAUUUAUUUUUGUACACAUCGUUUCCAAGCCGUUUGUCUUCAUUGUAAGGUUUCACAUCUAAUCCACCUUGAAGUUUUAUUCGUAUUUGUAGGGUGAUAGAAACUACAAUACAAUAAUAUAAUACAAUCCUACGUAAAAGUAUCUCUUAUUUAAACGUUAUUUUAUUUUGAUUGGAUUUUAAAUAAUCUUUUUCCCUCGUCUAAGCCAAGCGAGCUCAUGACAAAUUAUGCUUUAAGAUUUUAUUUCAAUCGAUCUGUGACUUAGGUCUGUGUUGAUAUUGUAAAUAAAUUUAAUUUAUAACAGUAUUCGUUUGCAGUGAACUUCUUGAUGUCUAACAUUAGAUAAUAAAUAUUGUAAAUAAUAAUUAUGCCGUUAUAAAAUAAGUCUUGUAAUAUAUAUUGUAUACAGCACAGUAAUACGAGCUUCUGAUUUUUGUUAGAUACAAAGUGUGAAAGGAUUUGAUAUAUUAACCCUUUUUUUCUGUACUCUUAAUCUGUUUUGGUUUUUAGAUUUUUCAUUGUGUUUUGUACGAGUUUACUUAUCUUUUAUUGAAGUAACAAUAUCACCGUAUUAAUAAUAUUUACCCAUUAAUUUUGGUGCUGACAGUUAUUUUUUGUAUUCUUGUCUAUUGUUUCUGUAAAUAUUUAACAAAUUUUAAGCAUGUGUUACUAGAAAUAAGGUUUCUUUCAUUUCAAAUCUCAGUUCAAUAUUAUCUUCUAGUCUCUAAAAUGUAUAAUUCUAUUGGAUUGUUAAAUGAUCUGAUUAUUGGAUAAGUUUAAAAGAUUUAUUUUCAAAUAAAUAAAGUAUAAAUUUUUUA